AUGCCGCACGUGGGUACAUGGCAGAUUGCUUUUUUUUUUACUUGUCGCGGAGCAAGGCGUGCCCGAUAAAUCUUUUACCCAGAAUACUGCAGACGACUGGUUCCAAAGUUCAAGGGUAAAAAAUAUCCAGAAGAAGUGAGAGAGAAGAAGGCGCGCAGAGAAGAAAAGCCAAGGUGAUUUAUUGGUGAAAUAACUUUAAAAAAAGUAGUGUCACUUGUGUUAACAGACAACUUUUAACAUGGCAGAGAGUACGAGUCCAAAAGGCAGCUCUGGUGACUUUGCUAAAAAGGUCCAAAGGCAGCUGAGCAGAGGCAAAGAAAAGGUUUUGCAAAAGUUUGGAAAAUCACUGGAGACCAGAGAUGACCAGUUUGAUCUGUACUUCCAGAUUUUUAAUGACCAACAGACCGAUGGGAACCGAAUAUACAAGGACCUGAGGAACUACAUUAAUGCAGUGAGAGAUAUGCGAGAAGCUUCCAGGCGCCUUUCUCAGUCUCUGUUUGAUGUUUACGAAAGCGACUGGGCUGGGGAGGAAGACCUGGGAGCCAUCGUCGAGGGGGAGGACCUGUUGUGGAAUGACUUCGAGGUGAAGCUGCUGGACCAGGCCGUUCGCACCAUGGAGUCCUACGUGGGCCAGUUCCCAGACAUGAGGGAGAAAAUCGCCAAGAGGGGAAGGAAGCUGGUCGACUACGACUCCUCUCUUCGCCAUCUGGAGACUCUGCAGUUGGCAAAGAAGCGGGAUGAUGUCAAGAUUAACAAGGCAAAAGACGAGAUGAAAGCUGCCAAAGCUGUUUAUGAUGGACUCAACAGUGAGCUAAAAGAGGAGCUUCCUGUUCUCUAUGACAGUCGUAUCGGAUGCUACGUGACAGUCUUCUCAUCUGUGUCUAAUUUACGGGACAUCUUCUACAAGGAAAUGAAUACGCUUAAUCUUGAUCUACAAAGCGUAAUAAAAGAGCUCCAGGCUCAGCAUCCUGACAAAGUGUUCUCAGUGAGAGGGCUGCAAAAGUAUGGCUCCCUGAGGAGACGGACUCURAUGUCCCCCAAGGCCUGGAAAACCAGUUUCACUGAGUUUCACAGAAACUACAGUCCCAGAAGCAGCCAGCGGAACAGUUUCAGGUCCUCCGAAAAACCUCGCUACGGCAGUCUGUCCAGAGAGAGCAGCACGCUCGGCGUCUCCUCGCAGCCGUCGCCCCUGGACAACCCUCUGUCCGAAUCCAGGGAGCUGGAUGCCGCAUCGAGCCACAGCGAGGGGCAGGACGCCGUCGCAGUGGGAACAUCAGGAAACGAGCUGAAGUCAGAAGAAGACAGCAGCCGGGCUGAAGGGGAGACAGGCUUAAAGGAGACGAAGGAGGAGGAGAAAGAUGGGGAAAAGGCUCCACCAAGUGAGAGCAGCUCAGAACUGAACGGCUCGUGUGAUUCRGUGAGCUUGGAGCUCCAGCUGUCUGCAGCGCACAGCGGCCCACUGCACAUCGAGGAAGACGACAGCACCGUGACCCCUGACCCCGCUAAACCAAACGGCCUGGUCAGUGGGUUGAACCCUGACCCCAAGGACCUGAGCACUCCUCAGAAGGAUGUGCCUGCAGGAAAAGAGGUGUCGCAAGACUCAAAAAGCACAACGGUUUAAAGUUUUAACAGAUUAAUUAAGAAUGUCAGGAGAGAACAUGACGAGUCUGAAGACAACAGCCGCCCAUGAAGAACAACAAAAACCAAAGAGUGAGGACAGCUGCGCAGACGAGCCCAACGCUUCUCUGACGUCUGAUCUGCUGUUGUCUCACUUAUCUCCUAAUGAAAUCAACCUUAUAUAAUAUUUUGGGGAACACUCUGAACUUUAAACAUCUAUUGGAAACCAACACAAAUUUUUAUUAGGAUGAAUCUCCUAAAUAGGUUUACACUGACAAACUGGAUUAAAGUCUCAGUUAAAAAAAAACAUUGAUAAGCUUCAUGUUCUCCUGCAGCCACUAACUGAAAGCAAUAUAAUGUGUAUGUGUGUGUGUGUGUAUGUGUGUGUGUGUGUGUGUGUGUUUCCCUUUUGAAAAAUAAGAGAUGAAUAAUUUAAGAUUUUAAUCAAAUGUAAUUUUGUGUCAUACAUUUACCACUUACAAAUCUAAUUAAAUAUACAUUGUUYUGUAUCAUGUAUUUUUAAAUAUGCACUCAWUGUGAACUGAAACUGUUUCUUUAGUCGUAAUAAUUAUUCAACAUGUUCACACUAAUUAACAUGUGCACAAGGAAUAAAAUGCAUGUUAUUUAAAA
This is a messenger RNA of Austrofundulus limnaeus, 2247 nucleotides long. RefSeq names its product bridging integrator 2a (gene bin2a). Gene Ontology annotation, cellular component: phagocytic cup; cytoplasm; podosome. Gene Ontology annotation, molecular function: phospholipid binding; protein binding. NCBI's taxonomy places the organism in Eukaryota, Metazoa, Chordata, Actinopteri, Cyprinodontiformes, Rivulidae. Bases 239 to 1621 code for a protein of 460 amino acids. The record is from RefSeq and is a predicted model, not a curated record. Gene Ontology annotation, biological process: podosome assembly; plasma membrane tubulation; phagocytosis, engulfment. The transcript has 13 exons.